Messenger RNA from Labrus mixtus (cuckoo wrasse), 3785 nucleotides. RefSeq lists its product as uncharacterized. NCBI's taxonomy places the organism in Eukaryota, Metazoa, Chordata, Actinopteri, Labriformes, Labridae. The record is from RefSeq and is a predicted model, not a curated record. The coding region runs from base 374 to 3697 and encodes 1107 amino acids. Gene Ontology annotation, molecular function: ubiquitin protein ligase activity; protein binding. Gene Ontology annotation, biological process: ubiquitin-dependent protein catabolic process; protein polyubiquitination. The transcript is spliced from 20 exons.
AAAUUUAUAACAUCUAAAACGUUUUUAAUUUAUCGCUUUCUAACGAAUUUGUCUUGUAUUUUGCAAAUAGAUUUUGCUUCUUUUUUACAGAUGUUUUUUUUACUGCUUAGAAAUGGUGUUACCAUGGAAACCCCUCGGCGUCCGUGCGGUAAAAUGAACUACGUUUGUGUAUGUGUGUGUGUGUGUGUGUGUGUGUGUGUGUGUGUGUGUGUGUGUGUGUGUGUGUGUGUGUGUGUGUGUGUGUGUGUGUGUGUGUGUGUGUGUGUGUGUGUGUGUGUGUGUGUGUGUGUGUGUGUGUGUGUGUGUGUGUGUGUCCGGUAACAGUUUAGGGGUGUUUAGGACUUGGACCGUACACAGUGACUAAGCUUGAGACAUGGACAACUGUGAUUUGGAGAAGCUCUCUGUCUCCAAAGGUAAGCUCCAACCAGCAUUCACAGCAGAGGUUACAGACUACAGUGUUACAGUAGAGAGCGAUGUCAACAAAGUGACUCUGGACCUGUCAACAAGUGACUGUGGGGCUUCAUACAAUAUUCUCUUUGGUGACGGCUCCAGAACCAUUACACUGAGUGAUGGGACAAACAGAGUACAGAUCGAGGUGGUGGCUGAAGAUGGUACCACAAAGAAAUACUGUGUGGAAAUCAACCGGCUGUCUGCGAAGAUUGCAGACCUCAGUCAUAUGACCUUGGAAGGAGAUAUUAUACUGCAUCCUGCCUUUUGUAGAAAAAUCUAUGAAUACAAUAGUAUUGUCCCCUUUCACUGUAAUGCAGUGAGCGUGCUUGCAAAGGUGCCCGACAGAAAUAUUAAAUUUACAGUGAAUGGGGAAGACAACUCACAGCCAGUGCCGUUGAAUUUUGGAGACACAGUGGUGGAGGUCUUAGUUUCUUCAGCAGAUGGCAGUAAUUCACAGGUGUACACAGUGUUUGUGACUCGAGAGCUAAUUCCCACAGCAGUGACCUUCAGUGAUGAGAAAGAGCAGCUGGACUAUGAAUGUCCAGUAUCUCUGACUGCUUUUUAUAGACCUGUAUCCAUUAAGAACAGUGACCCAAAGCACAUCUUUUCAAGGCCUUAUAUCGAGAUGCUGGCACGGAGAUCAAAAGUUGACCCGCUCAACAGUUGUCCUCUGGGAGAAGGCUGGAAGGUUGUCGAGCUGGACGUCGAUAAGAAGAUGACGGCUGCUCUGGUCAAGUGUUUCUUUGCUUACAGAGGAUGUGACAAUCUGAUGAAACUGUCCGAGCUGGGGUCACACUUCCUGGACUGUCCUCACAAGCCCACAGGGGAGCUGGAUGCAAAGGAUGUCACAAAGACAAACUGGUAUAAGAAGCACUUUGAAUCAUCUAGUUGUCUGGAGAUAGAGACUCAACACAAUUUGGAGCUGCGUAACUGGGAGGAAAGACUUCAAAUGACAGCUGGGGAAGACAAUGUGGACAAACUGUGCGCCCUAGCCCAAGAUCACAUGAAUUUCUACCACAAGAACCUUCCAAAACCAGGGGACAUGUUGCAGUACGAGGAUGGCCAGUCUCCUCUGCAUAGUCUGGAGCAGGCGGCUUUCCACUACGCGUCAGCCAUCAGACUCAGCUCCAAAGAUGCCAGACUCCACUUCCUCCUUGGUGUCGUUCUGGAGGAGCAGCACCGUGCUAAAGCCAUGUAUGGCCUCCAGAGGAAGGCUGACACAGACCGGGAUGAAUUAAGUGACGCCAAAUCCACAGCUUGUCAGGAUGACAUUCUGGCGGUCUGCAAGCUCCAUGGUUUCCUGGGCACACCGACAGUCCAGAACCAGCUGCAGGCUUUGGAUAAAGAGUACCAGCAGCUCAGAGAACAGGGGCAGUCCAGCAAAGCAGACUACGUUCAGACUCUCUACAUCUGGCUCUCAAAGAACACUGGAAAGGAUAGUAGUGCAGCAGUGAAAGAUGAAGAGAGCUGUGUCCACCAGGCCUUGAUGAAGUACCUGGACGCCUGGUCUAUGAGUCCUGAAAGCUGGGAGUUUAACCUGCACGUGGGGAGGCUGCUGCUGCUGCAGGGGACGAGCAGGGAGGCCCUACAGCACCUGCAAAGUGGCCUGGCAAUGCGGCCCCUUCAUCCCGCACUCAGAUUCUUCACAGGGUUGGCUCUGCUGCAGCAGGAACAGAAAGCCUCUGAGGACGCCGAGAAGGAGGCCGCUGUGUUCUUACAACAGGGACUGGAACACUUUGUCAGCCAGCGAUGCAGCAAGAGCUGGGUGGAGCCGGAUCCUUCAGACCCUCUAUCUAGCCUCAGCACACAGUUCCUGCGAGGUCUUCUCACUCUGGGUUAUCUGCAGCAGAGAAGAGUGUUGUCUGACAAGGCCAUGAGUGCAGAACAAGUCUAUCACAUUGUAGCAGUCCUCGCUGCCCAGAGUGUGAGUCAGUGUGUGUGUCGUGGCGAGGCUAGCUGGCAGCUGGAGUGGGUGCUCCUGGAUGCUCACUUUGCCCUACUGCAAAGGCUGAUCCAGCAGGGUGAGGGCCAGGCCAGAGCUGACAUCCGGAGGCAAUCCCAGGUGGCAAAGAGAAGCCAGGCCCUCACUGCUCUCAUACGUCUCACCUCUAUCGCCCCCUGUCAGGAGCUGCUGGACAUGCAGGAGAGGGCAUGCCAGCUAUCAGUAGUGACAACACCACAGGACUGCCACGCCCUGUGUCUCUUGGGUCUGGCACAGCUGGCUCAAUAUGACAACAAUCCAAAGUCAGACCGGUCCAAAGAAACGCUGACUGAUGCCUGCCUCAGCUUCCAGGCCAGCAUAGAGCUGGAAGAAAAGACUCAGAGCGGAGAGCCACCUGCACAGCUGAGCAAACAAAAGUGGUGGCAGGACCGCCUGGAAGCUGAAAACCAGAAAGCUGCCAAGCAAUCAAUCACUCAACCAGCAGGAGUUAAGGGACCUUCUGACCCCAGGGGGGCAAACAGUGGUGCAAAGCGGGGCAAAGGAGGGCCGGGUCCAGGGCGGUUUGCAGCAGCUGGUACCAAAGCUCCUGUUCCAACACCACCUGCCCUGACCAGAGGAGGGAAAGCUGCCCGGCAUCCAGCUAAAGCCCCUGUAGCAAGGGGGAGAGCUGGAGCAGUAGCCAAGCCUGAUAGAUCACCUAAACCAUCCACCAACUGUAUUAAACCCCAUAUCCCCUCCAGAAAAUCUAAACAGGACUGUUCCUCAAGUGCUGUGGAGAGAGCAGAGGAGCCUGCUGUGGCACAUACAGAGUGCGGGUCUGGUGCAGUGAACCGCAGGUCUCAUAUCUCAAGGUUGGGUCUGGCCCGCGCCCUCUCCCGCUCUGCGGACAACCAGGAUCGACCAUUACAGCUCUACCAUGAGGUCAUCUCCAUGGCACCAGGGGUCCACGAUGCGUACAUUGAGCUCGUUCAGCUGCUGGAGCCAUCAGACCCUCAGGCUGCAGUGGAGGUGUACUGCAGAUUCCCUCUGAAGCCGGUGGCCGAGCAAAGCUUCGAUGAUGCUUUCAUCACAGGAGAGAUCGCCCGCAUGCUGAUGUCACUGGAACAGUUUGAGCAUCCGCAGCUGGGACCAAGCCUCGUAGCAUACGGCAAAGUCAUGGGCCUAAGCUGCAUAGAAAAGUACAUUGAAAUCUUGGAUGAAAAGGGCAACACAAAGCUUCUGAAGAGUGUGUACGCAAAGAUCCACGACCGCCAAGAAGAUGAUCAGGAGCUGCAGGACUUCUUCAGGUUCAAAUGCUGGAUAUGAAAAAGCUAGUCAUCGUUUGACCAAUGUCUACAUUUAUCUUACUUAAUCAAAGAGUAAGUCAGAGUUUCAUACUGUUGGACAAAAAAAA